AUGGUUAAUGUUUUCAAUGUUCAAAUUUUUUUCAUUGUUUUUAGAGAAUCAUUAGAAGCUGUUAUUGUUGUAUCAGUUUUAUUAGCAUUUUUAAAACAAGGUUUAGGAGGUUCAAAUCAAGAUCCAAUUAUAUAUAAAAAAUUAAGAAAACAAAUUUGGUUAGGAGCAUUUCUAGGUAUAUUAAUAUGUUUUAUUUUAGGUGGUGCAUUCAUUGGUGCAUGGUAUGGAUUAGGUAAAGAUAUUUGGUCAAAAUCUGAAGAUUUAUGGGAAGGUAUAUUUUGUAUUAUUGCAACUGUUUUAAUUUCUUUAAUGGGUAUUCCAAUGUUAAGAAUUAAUAAAAUGAAAGAAAAAUGGAGAGUUAAAUUAGCUCAAGCUUUAAUUAAACCAACUGAUAAUAAAAAAAGAAAAUUUAAUUUUGGUAUGUGGACUAAAAAAUAUGCUUUAUUUAUUUUACCAUUUAUUACUUGUUUAAGAGAAGGUAUGGAAGCAGUUGUUUUCGUUGGUGGUGUUGGUAUUAAUCAACCAGCUACAAGUUUUCCCAUCCCAGUUAUUGUUGGAUUAAUAGCUGGUGUUGCAGUUGGUACUUUAUUAUAUUAUUUUGGUUCAAAUAUGUCAAUGCAAAUUUUUUUAAUUAUUUCAACUUGUAUAUUAUAUUUAAUUGCAGGUGGAUUAUUUUCAAGAGGGGUUUGGUUUUUUGAAAGUUAUGAAUAUGGUAAAAAAACUGGUGGUGAUGCUUCAGAAAAUGGUUCAGGUCCAGGUACUUAUGAUAUUGCAAAAUCAGUUUGGCAUGUAAAUUGUUGUAAUCCACAAACUGAUAAUGGUUGGGAUAUUUUUAAUGCUUUAUUAGGUUGGCAAAAUUCUGCAACUUAUGGAUCAGUUAUAAGUUAUAAUAUUUAUUGGAUUGUAAUUAUAACUGUAUUAAUGUUAAUGUUAUUUGAAGAAAAAACUGGUCAUUUACCAUUUACUAAAAAUUUAACAUUAAUAAAAUUAAAUCCAAUGUAUUAUUUAAAAAACAAAAAGAAACAUGAAUUAACAGAAGAAGAAAAACAAGAAUUAUUUAAAAAAGUUAAAGAACAUAAAUUUGAUCAAAAUAAUGAAAUUAUUGAAAAUGAUGAUGAUAUUUCAUCAGGUAAAUUAAUGGAAUUAGAAAAAAAAGUUGAUAAUUAA
Messenger RNA from Lodderomyces jiufengensis, 1167 nucleotides. RefSeq names its product FTR1 family protein. Bases 1 to 1167 code for a protein of 388 amino acids. The record is from RefSeq and is a predicted model, not a curated record. Gene Ontology annotation, molecular function: ferrous iron transmembrane transporter activity. Gene Ontology annotation, cellular component: plasma membrane; high-affinity iron permease complex. Gene Ontology annotation, biological process: iron ion transmembrane transport. The transcript has a single exon. NCBI's taxonomy places the organism in Eukaryota, Fungi, Ascomycota, Pichiomycetes, Serinales, Debaryomycetaceae.